Molecule: messenger RNA, 1244 nt
Organism: Mytilinidion resinicola
Lineage: Eukaryota; Fungi; Ascomycota; Dothideomycetes; Mytilinidiales; Mytilinidiaceae
Product: putative DNA repair protein Nse1
Exons: 3
Coding region: 222-1187 (321 amino acids)
Biological process (GO): DNA damage tolerance; double-strand break repair via homologous recombination
Cellular component (GO): Smc5-Smc6 complex; nucleus
Molecular function (GO): ubiquitin-protein transferase activity
Source: RefSeq, a predicted model, not a curated record
UUACAAUUCACAAUUCACCCUCCUGCCACCAAACAAGCCACUGGAUCUUCCACAAUUCGAGAAAAACUCUUUCCGACAGAUCAUAGCUCUCUUCACAGCCCACUGACCGACGUCCACCGCGCGUUCCUGGCCAUCCGUGGGUGAAGUGCCGCUCGUAGAGAGUAAGGAAGGAAGCCCGCACUCUAUACCUGUGACGAUUAUUCCCAAACAGCCUCGGGGCCAUGGCCAACGUAGAGGACCCAUAUAACCAUAGCCACCGCGCAUUCCUACAAGCUUUCCUUGCGCAUUCCGUACUCACUUUUGAGGAACUAAAACCUAUUCUGGCUGCUAUUCUAUCGGUGCACGACGACCGCGAGAUCCUCCCUAACGACAUCACCGAGCCUGAUGUCUCGACCUUCAUACACACUCUAAACUCCAAGCUUGCACCAGUCGACUACGAGAUCCGACCAGCACGAUCUCAAAAAGACCACUCUACCAGCUAUGUGCUCGUAAACCUGACCUCGGACGCUGUCACCCAGCUUGCAACAACACACUCGCCGGACGAGAUCGCUUUCGUGAAGCGGGUCUUGGACGCCAUGUUCGAAACACACAACACGCACAAACAUGAAGUCAUGGCCAUCACGAGAAUGCAGGCGCGGCACCUGUCCAAACCUCCUCGUACCUCCGUUGCCAACGAAGAUGGUGGAACACAGACUCAGAGUACAGCUGCGCACGGCCUCACACUCCCACAAGCAGAGAAAAUGUUAGACGAUAUGGUUGAAGAAGGCUGGUUUGAGAAGAGUGCGGCAGGCUACUAUUCCCUCAGCUCACGUGCGUUGGCGGAGCUGAGAGACUGGCUCAGGGAGACGUACAACGAAAUGCCUGGAGAGGGCGACGAUGAUGAGGCUGUCAUUAGAAUCAGGAAUUGUGAGGCAUGUACGGAGAUUGUAACUGUGGGUCAGCGCUGUUCAAACCACGACUGCGGAUGCCGGCUUCACGAUAUUUGCACACAACGCCUGUUCAGAUCACAAGCUGCGAACACCCGGCGUUGUCCAAAGUGUAAGGAAGAAUGGACUGGUAGGGACUUCGUGGGCGAGAAAGCCACAAAACGAAAUGGCAGCUACCGUCAACACGGAUCCACAGCAUCCUCGAGGCAAAUUGUUCAAAACGGAUUAGGAAGGGACAGCAGCGAGGAUGACGAGGAAUAAUUGUUGUGUUAAGCAGUAAUACAUGAUUUAUCCAACUUCAACCCUCUUAAAAAGGGA